Molecule: messenger RNA, 1293 nt
Organism: Aspergillus luchuensis
Lineage: Eukaryota; Fungi; Ascomycota; Eurotiomycetes; Eurotiales; Aspergillaceae
Exons: 4
Coding region: 1-1293 (430 amino acids)
Source: RefSeq, a predicted model, not a curated record
AUGGAUUUUCAUGUGCGAUCGCUUCACGCGUCCAGCCGGCGUCGUUUAGCCAAUGCGCUGGCCUCAUGGAAGAAAGGCGGUCUCACCACAAUGCAGCGCAACUUGGCACAACAAAACCUGGCCCAGCAGCAGGUACGCGAUGCUUUGUGUGAGAACCUAGCGGAAGCGGGUGUCGCUGUAGAGCUCAUCUCUUGGGGCGAUGGAGACCAUCCCGCAUUUCAAGACGGGAUCCAAUAUGCGCCGGCAGCUGGACUCGUUCCAAGUGUUCAUGCCGAGUAUCCGCAGUUGAACCUUGCCCAUCUCGAUCUUUCACCUUCAGGGAAAGAGCCCAGAAGCGCCGCCCGGAAGAUUUACAAAGGCAUAGCCUCGACGUCAACAAGCUUGAACUCCAGCGAUAGACACUUGGAGACCGACCUGGUCGAGCAACACGGCAGGGUCCUCAUACCUCGCCUAUUGGCGGACGCGUCUCUGGAUGCUGAAAACGCCUUACAAGCGCAGUUGCCCGGUAUCAUCCCGGCAAGAUUGAGCGAGAUUCAGGAAGAACUGACGCCGCAGAACUCCGCAGGAACCGCUCAGUGGGUGGCUGUAUCUGAGGCUAUAAUGACAGCCCCACCGAGGUGUCUCGCCGAACCUCAGCUUCGCACUCGGUUCCAGCUUCAAUGGGCGAUCGGACGGCGAGGCCAAAGUCAUUUUCUGGCAACGAAUCCAGCACCGGGAGUCAUCGGCUCUGGGGACGCCUUCAGUGUCAUCGGAUUCAGAGGCCCAAACGAUUUGGUUGACGUUCGGGAUUCCGCUUUGCGCCGGGCGCUGGUGUUAGUCGACCAGUGGCUGGACCUGGAGACCUUUGUCGUGGUGCCGGAGCGUGACGACCUUCGGGGGAAUGCGCGCUGCACGACUCUAACGGGCAUUUCCCGCUCGGUCUCGCUUUCGAUCCGCAACACUGGCUCGCGCGGCGGCCUUGGCCUGGUCUUUACCUCCAUAACCAACACACCCAGCCUACCGCAUCUGGUGACCAGCAUGGAACCUCGUGGACAGAUUGUCACCAUCAAUGCCGAUCCACGCGCGGAAGAAGCACUGCGCACUCUCACGAGUCAACAUGGCAUGGUACGCCCAUGGGCGUCCUUGAAGCCCAAGGGGCCUAGCUUGCAGGAUGCACAUCGAGCGGUGCUUCAGACCCUAGAGAAUAGCCCCAUGACUUUACCCGCACCACCGGCCUCGUCGCAGUAUUCGGUCUCCAACCUGGAUUUGAUACUUCAAUCCGAGCAGGUGAUUUUGUCCAUUGCGCCGGACUAA